GAUGCGUUCGUGAAAGCAGAGCUAAAAAGAAGUCUGCCUGCAGUCUCACGUCUGCUCUUCCAGAUGGGUUCACGCUUAAUUUUGGUCCUUCUCAUGAUUGCCGCUGUGUCUGUUGUUGAAGCACAGUUAAGCUACUACGGCGGUUAUCCCUGGGGAGGAUACGGCCCAGGCAUGUGGGGAUAUCGACCGUGGUGGUGGCGUAGACCGUUCUUUGGACCUAUGAUGUGGGGAGGAUACGGGAUGAUGCCCUGGAUGUACGGAGGAUGGAAGAGAAAGUAAAAAAAAUGAUCAAGAAUUAUUCGAUGCUUCUUGCCGCCUUUGUACAUUCGAUCUCUAUUUUUCUCCAUUACACUUUGUUUCAUAAAUUAAGAUUCUCCCGCGAGUUUGAAGCACUGUGCGUCUACUUGAAACUUAGAACAUAUUUUUAUGAGGCAUUUGCCUAUCAGAAAGCGCAGUGGAUGCUAUAUCGCUUACAAAAACUUAGAUGUUGCGUUUGAAAGUUUUACCAUAUGCAAUUGCAUUCUUGUGUGGACGGCUACGAG
Molecule: messenger RNA, 542 nt
Organism: Cylicocyclus nassatus
Lineage: Eukaryota; Metazoa; Nematoda; Chromadorea; Rhabditida; Strongylidae
Source: the annotation of a GenBank genome assembly